Messenger RNA from Ceutorhynchus assimilis (cabbage seed weevil), 2897 nucleotides. NCBI's taxonomy places the organism in Eukaryota, Metazoa, Arthropoda, Insecta, Coleoptera, Curculionidae. The record is from the annotation of a GenBank genome assembly.
CUCGGAUAGAGAAUUUUUUAAACUGUCUUGUGUUAUCACGUUGUGGUUAAAAAUUCCUUGCCAAAGUUUAACAGAGGCAACGUGACAAAAAUCUGUUCUUACUCCACUCCAACUCCGUGCUGAAUAGCCGAACCCAGCUAAUGGUGGCUACGGAUUGUUCGGAGUGCACGGAGUAAACAAGCUGGAAUGAAAAUGAAAUCAGUUGACCGCUGCCAAAAAAAAAAGUCAAAAAAAUGUGUCAGAUGUUUAGUUGAAAAAAAUAAAUAAUUUUGUUUAUAAAGUGAUUACGUGUAAUUUUUUAUUCGAAAGUACCGAUACAACGGAAUUUGGUCCCGGUAUUUCAUUUCAGUCAAUCUUCAACUCAUCAAGGGUAGCAAAAAAUUCACAAUGGGUGUUGGAGGAGUAGUUAAAUUUAUUUUGCGCCGAUUACUAGAAAUAACGUUAAUUGCGGCGGUUUUAGUGCUGAUUCCUAAUUUGCCGCCGCAUGCAAAUUUCUCCAAACCAAUAAGUCGUGUCUCCCCAAAACCGUUUACAGGAAAAUUAUCGUUGAAUAAUCGUCUUGACAAUAUAGAAAAAUGGCACAAGGGAGAUUUUGUAGGGCCCGAAGGGCUAGCUGAGUUAAAUGGUGAAUUGUAUACGUCUUUGUAUACAGGAGAUAUUGUUAAAUUGACUGGUGAACACAUAACUCCCAUAGUUAAAUUUGGUAGACCUUGCAAAAAUAGCUACGAAGAAAGUAUAUGCGGUAGACCGCUGGGAAUUGAAUUUGAUCAGAAUGGUUAUCUUUUUGCCGCAGAUGCUUAUUAUGGUAUUUUUAAGGUGGAUGUUAAAACUGGCAAAAAGGAACAGUUAGUUGGCCCAAACACUGUAAUUGAAGGAAAAAAAGCGAAGAUCUUCAAUAGUGUAGCUUUGGCAAGUAAUGGCGAUAUUUAUUGGACAGAUUCGUCCAGCGAUUUUACUUUAGAAGAUGGUUUGUUCACUUUGUUAGCUGAUCCAUCUGGAAGGUUGAUGCAUUACAAUGCCAAAACUAAAACCAAUAAAGUACUUAUCGAUGAAUUAUUCUUUGCUAACGGAGUGGCUCUGAGCAAGGAUGAAGAAUUUGUUAUUGUUGCCGAAACAGGAUCCAGCCGCAUCCAAAGAUAUCAUCUUAAAGGUCCCAAACAAGGCAAAAAAGAUGUUUUCAUUGACGGUCUACCAGGAUUACCAGACAAUUUGACACCAGAUGGCAAAGGAGGAUUUAUUGUGCCUUUACUCUAUUCUUUUGACAACGAACAUCCCAAUAUGUUCCAAUCGAUUGGCCCCUUUCCAUGGCUCAGGAAAGCUAUUGCCAGGGUUAUGGGUGUUACUGAAUAUCUCUUUAGAAAAAUCGAUGAAUUAUAUCCCAAUGAAUUUUCACUAAAAGCAAUGCAUUUUAUUGGACAUUUUACCUCGAGCCCAUCUUGGCUGGGAGCUCAAAGAUCGACAAUCUUAAGGGUCGAUAAAAACGGACAAAUCGCCGAUAGUGUUCACACUGAUAAAAUCAAAAGCUUCUUCUGCGAUGUGAAAAUCAUACGAGAUACUGUGUAUUUGGGAUCCCCCUUUAAUGAUUAUUUGGGUAGGAUUCCGUUGGCCAACCUCGGUUGGGAAGAUUUACGACAAGACGAGCGCGUGAAACGUGCAGCUCCUGUUGAAACUCCAAAACCAACAACUCAAAAACCAACAACAACCACUCCACCACCCUCAACUACACAGAAAGCUACAACCACUACACAAAAACCAACCACAACUACUCCAAAGCCAACCACAACUACUCCAAAGCCAACUACAACUACUCAACCUACUACAACUACUCCAAAGCCAACCACAACCACUACAAAGCCAACCACAACUACUCCUAAACCAAUCACAACUACUCCAAAACCAACUACGACUACGCCGAAGCCUACUACCGCUAAACCAGCACCCACACAAGCAAAGCAGCAAGCCAAAGCGGUUCCAGCCCAACCUAAACAGGCAACUCCACAAGCUCAGAAGGUUCCCCAACAGACUCAGCAACAGAAACAGAAUCCUCCAGUAAAACAGGCGCCCAAACCAACUCAAGGUAAUCGAAAAUAAGAGCGAAAAAAUUGCUCAGCAUUGCAUUUAUCAAUGUAUCUGUGAUGAUACUUUCCAUUAAGUAAGUCAUCUAGCAUUUUUUUAAAACUCUGUCAAUCAUCCAUUAAUAGUAUAUCCGUGCCAAACUAAGAAAUAACAUAUUGCCUUAAAUGGAAUUAUCCAUAAUUCAUUUUCUUUUUCAAUAAAACAUAUUCAAAGUUGAAGUAACUUAUCCAAUUUUUUGACAGAGUUGUGUUAAAAUAGGAAACAUGCACAAAUUUUGAUUUACUACCUCGAACACAAAAAAUCGAAACUGUAUAAAGGUGUUAUACAGAAAACAAUAUAAAAUUAAAUAAUAUGAGGUCCAUAUUAACAUAAAAUUUAGGUAUUUUAGUAGGUUGCUUAUAGAAUUGCAUUUAUUAGUAUGUGAUUAUUAUUCUCAAAAACGCAAUAUAAAGACUGCGAAAAGUAAUCAACUAUUUCCAGUUAAUUAAUGGUAAUUAUUAGGAAAAGCAAUUAUUAUCUAGGGUAUUUUUUUGGUUACAUUCUGUUAUUUUUUGAUACAACUUAUUCCAGUAUAAAUUGUAUAUACCAAUAGGAUUUAUAUAUAUUUUUUUUGUUAACAUAGUUAUAUUUAUUUAAGAUUUUAUUUUUUAUGUAUUCUCAUGUAGGGCUUGAAAAGUGUUUUUUUUUUAAAUUGAGGUUGUGAAUAAUAGGAUAUCUCAUCUUCCUUUAAAGGUCUAAUGUGGUCAAAGUAGUUUAAUUUGUAGGAGGCUGUAUUUCUUGUUCUUGUUGAUUUUAAUAAAUAUUGUACAGUGGAUUUGAAU